UGUAAAAAUAAAAAUGGUUUAGGUAUGUGGCCUAGUUAUGGUUCAUAAAUGUUCCAACCCAACACACAGCUAUAUCAUCCUUCACAACUUAUUGCUGUGUGGAUGGUGACGGUUUCAAUAGCCCAGAACCAGAAGAGAAAAGAGAAGAAAAAUCCUCAACUGCUUUUUGCUCCUUGCUUCUUCCGUGAACCCCCACAUCUUCCCUUUAUAAAUGAACAACCCUUUCACAUCUUCUGCAGAUAAACUUAUCUCAGCAGUUUCCAUGGAGCUAAUCAUCAUCAAGGCUAGACCCAUCUCCAUUACUUUGCUGCUGCUUCUUCUCGUACUGUCGGUACCUUAUUUUUCAACAGGGAGCUGGGAUGUUUCGGACAGGGAGGUGUAUGAGAUAGAUUAUAGAGGUCCAGAGACACACUCUUCGAUCCCUCCACCUGAUCAUUCUCAUGGCCACAGGCAUUGGAUUCAUCGGGAAACCGGUGCUGCAACACCCCACAAAUCUUCCAAGGGCUUAAAGGGUGGUAAUAGUAAAGGAAGAAAUGUCAGGAAAAUUCAUGGGUGAUGAAGCAAAGCCUCUUUGAAUGUUGAAUUUUUGUUAAAAUUGUAGUAUAGUAGCUUAUAGCUAUUAGCUAGUUUUCUUCUCUUCUAGAUAUGGAAGAUCAUAUGUGAAAAUUGAGAAAUGUUUUAAAUUGGCAGUCUUCUCUUGCCAUUAUAUAGCUUUAUUUCAUUAUCAUCAACCUUUUGUAAAUGUGGAUGGUGUGAUUUUGUAUCUGGAUAUUUCUAUAGUUUUGAGUAAAUGUAAUAUAUUCCUCUCUCUUUGAA
Messenger RNA from Theobroma umbraticum, 816 nucleotides. RefSeq lists its product as uncharacterized. The record is from RefSeq and is a predicted model, not a curated record. NCBI's taxonomy places the organism in Eukaryota, Viridiplantae, Streptophyta, Magnoliopsida, Malvales, Malvaceae.